Messenger RNA from Oppia nitens, 1168 nucleotides. RefSeq lists its product as uncharacterized. NCBI's taxonomy places the organism in Eukaryota, Metazoa, Arthropoda, Arachnida, Sarcoptiformes, Oppiidae. The record is from RefSeq and is a predicted model, not a curated record. Bases 71 to 1168 code for a protein of 365 amino acids. The transcript has 4 exons.
GCCUAAUACUGUUAACAAUAAUUGUCUGGCAUUUAAUUUUAGUCAAUUCCUGUCUAAUAUAUUCACCCCUAUGUUUCUUGGCUUCAAAACUAAAUCAACUGAUCCUAAACCAUAUGAAUUGGAAAGGGAUUCAAAAAGAGUGACUGAACAAGAAUUAACACAUUUAAACCAUAAAAUUGAUAAAUUGCUUCUUAAGUUAGAAGAUGAGACGGACCAGCAAUUGGCGACAUCACCGGAUGAAGAGUGUGUUAUAUGCAUCAGUUCUGUGGCUACGAUGCAGACCUAUCCUUGUGGUCAUAGAGUUGUUUGUCGUAAAUGUUUUGUUAAAACAAUUCAAAUGGUUGUCAGUCAGCGAAUGCUUCCCUUACGGUGUGUUAUUUGUCGGUCAAAAAUAUUAAGACUUAAACAAACGACUCGCGGAGGUCUCAACACCGGACAUGUGUUAAGAACUGGUCGUAAUUAUGUCAAUACAAACCCAUUCUAUAUCUCUCCGGCCAGUAGUCCCGUCUCACCCGUCACUGAAGUAUUUCGUGAACAGAGAGCCGUUUUUGUUAGACAUUACGUUGAGUUUGGUUACGAUCCCAAUGGACAAAGUCCUGUGUCAAGUCCUUGUGAGGCCUAUUCAAGAUCGGGUGGAUCUAAUUGUGUGCUCCAUAAGCAUUGUAUUGAUAAUACUACUAAAGCCAAAUCUACAGAAUUAUCACCAAAUUGUUCUUCAUCUUCAAGUUUGCCAAAUACAUUGAGUUCCUCUAUAGACAACUGUUCCUCUAAAUCCAAUGCAACAUCAUUUCAAUGGGAGUUCAAUCGUAAGCGAAAAUAUAGCCGAAGUCUUCAUCGACACCGGCGUUCAUCUAAAACUGGUUCGAGAAGUGGUACUUCGCGACCAAAUUCUCUACUUUUGCCAAUUGAUGAAACUGAAGAACUUCAAGAAUUAUCAUCAAAUACUGAUGAAUCGAUAGAAACUUCUAAAAGUAAAGUUACUUCUUCAGCAUCUUUUUCAUCAUCUUCUUCAUCAUCCAUAGAGAAUGUUGAAAGCGAUGAUAUCUGUCCAAACAUUUUGCAACCAACUAAUCAUUCAUCAUCCCUGUCCUCACGAUUGAGUGACACUUGGAUUAAAGCAAAAAAGUGGAUAAAAAGGGAAAAAGUGCACAAAGAAAGUGAGACCUAA